This is a messenger RNA of Chiloscyllium plagiosum (whitespotted bambooshark), 2239 nucleotides long. RefSeq names its product organic cation/carnitine transporter 2-like. Gene Ontology annotation, biological process: transmembrane transport. Gene Ontology annotation, cellular component: membrane. NCBI's taxonomy places the organism in Eukaryota, Metazoa, Chordata, Chondrichthyes, Orectolobiformes, Hemiscylliidae. Gene Ontology annotation, molecular function: transmembrane transporter activity. The record is from RefSeq and is a predicted model, not a curated record.
AAUUGAGCUGUUUACUGAACGAAUCUCCCUUGGUGUACAGUGUAGUGGGAUAGGGAGGAGCCGGCUGAAGAUCAGAUUAAUAUUUAUAGGUGGAAACAAUUGAGCUGUUACUACAGUUUGAAACAGCUCCAGUCUGUAGUUCCGGUCUGCCUCCUGACGACAAGUUGCUGCAGUUUUAGGGAGAGUUACUGCCAGUUCUCCCACAGUCACUAACAUGCGGGAUUACGAUGAAAUUACCGCUUUUCUCGGAGAGUGGGGACCCUUUCAGAAAAUUAUCUUCUUCCUUUUGAGCCUCAGCAUUUUCCCCAAUGGUUUCUGCGGAAUGUCCAUCAUUUUCAUCGCCGAUACUCCUGAACACCGCUGUUUAAUUCCCGGGCACCUCAACCUCAGUGAAGCGUGGAUGAACCGCACGAUCCCUCUGGAACAAGACAAGGACAAACUCCAGUACAGCAAAUGUAGACGGUACCGGUUGGAUGUGAUCAAGAACCUCUCGGAGAUAUUCCCUGACCCGGAUUCCGUCAAUAUUUCUGAGGUGGGACAGGAGCCCUGUUUGGAUGGAUGGGUGUACAGUAAGGAGCAGUACAUCUCCACCAUCGUCAGCGAGUGGGAUUUGGUGUGCGACAAUGACUGGAAAGGGCCAUUUUCUAUGUCAGCAUUCUUUGUGGGAGUGUUGGCUGGUUCCUUUGUUUCUGGGCAGUUAUCUGACAGGUUUGGAAGGAAAAUAGUUCUGUUUGGAACUAUGGCUGUACAGACUGUUUUCAGCAUAAUUCAAGCAUUCUCUCCAAGCUGGGAAAUAUUCUGCUUUCUGAAUUUCAUUGUAGGCCUUGGACAGAUUUCCAACUAUGUGGCUGCUUUUGUCCUUGGAUCGGAAAUGCUUGGAAAAUCAGUUCGGGUUAUGUACUGUACACUGGGAAUCUGCAUUUCUUUUGCUAUUGGCUAUAUGCUUCUGCCUUUGGUUGCAUACUUCAUAAGAAGCUGGGGGGCUCUGCUUUUGGCCCUGUCUAUCCCUGGUGUGUUCUACAUUCCUUUGUGGUGGCUUAUUCCUGAGUCUCCACGCUGGCUGCUGACAACUGGAAGGGUACACGAGGCUGAAGCAACAAUCCAUAAAAUGGCAAAGAAAAAUUGUGUUACUCCACCAGCAACACUAUUCAGUGAUCUUGAGCUUGAAGAUAUGAAGUCUAAAAGUAACCAGUCUCAUGCAAUUAUUCAUUUGGUUAAAACCUACAAUAUCCGAAUGAUCACAAUCAUAAACCUUCUUGUAUGGAUGAUUAUGGCAGUUGGAUACUUUGGCCUGUCUUUGAGCACGCCCAAUCUCCAUGGUGAUGACUAUUUGAACUGUUUCUUCAUGGCUGCCAUCGAAGUUCCGGCCUAUAUAGCAUCUUGGCUUUUCCUCCAGAAGUUUUCCCGAAGGUUCAGCCUUUCAGGCGCGUUUUUACUUGGUGGGGUUGUCCUUUUCUUCGUCCAGCUGAUACCUCCAAAUAUUUCUGCACUUGCCACAGUGCUGGUGAUGAUUGGAAAGUUUGGGGUGACAGCUGCCUUUGCCAUAGUUUAUGUCUACAGCUCUGAACUGUUCCCAACUGUGGUAAGAAAUAUGGGUGUCGGUGUGAGUUCUAUGGCCGGCAGAUUUGGAGCCAUCGUCUCGCCUUACAUUUUUUACCUUGGUGUUCAUCAUGAUUUUCUCCCUUUUAUUGUGAUGGGGAGUUUGACAGUGUUUUCAGCAAUUCUGGUUUUGUUUCUGCCUGAAACAGUCAAUAUCCCUCUCCCAGAAACAAUUGACCAAAUGCAAAAGAUUAAGGGGUUUGAUUGCAGAUGUAUUCACAGAAUACACGAUGAUUUACGUAAGAAUGAAACAACUCAAGAAACUUUGGUGAUGGUGCGUACAAAGGAGGGAAAUUAACCCAACCCUAGCAGCAGGUCAGCAGUGGAGAAAUGGACAAUGAGUAUUUUUUCAGUUGUUACCACAGAUCAACGUCAUCUCCUAUUGAAAUAAACUUAGCAAUGCAAUCAAGAUACUCAGGGAAUAUUGUUAUAUCAGUCGGGUGGGACACUAUGAAUUUACAUUUUCUCACUUACAUUUUUACAAGGGAUGUAUUUUGAUCUAACUUAAACUUUAGCCAACAGUUUGAUCUUAAAAUGUACUACGAGGUCAGUUUUGCCAUUUGCACAACAGCCUGUUUCACUACUGACUGAAAAUAAAACUGCUGCUAUUUUGAGAAACCAACCUUAAUAACAUUCAGUU